AUGCCUCGAGAGCCCCAAGGACUGCGCUUGAAGGUCGACUCGGCCGAAUGUUGGGUCGCACUGGCUGAUUACCUGGCCUCGAUCCUGAAGGCCGUUGAGGCGAAGGAUUGGAGCUGUGCUGGAGGGUCUGGUCUCGUUCACGACGGCCCGAGGAUCACCAAGCUUCGAGACGAGCAGCAGCUGGCAUGGAGGGGAGGAAGCUCAAGAGAACGAGGGUGGGGAGGGCAGUUUAAGAGGAGCUGUGCCUACUGCUACCCCAGUACUGGGCCGAGCAGUGGUACGGACCAGGGUUCCAAUCCGACCCUGGCUGGUCGUGUCUGUGCCUCGCUCACGCGAAUUUCGACAGGGCCAGGCAGGUUUCGUAGCGAUAUGGCGGGUCUGCGCUUGCUGGUCGAACAGCAAGGGGGAACGGCGCACCUUAACAGCUUCUGA
Messenger RNA from Colletotrichum truncatum, 432 nucleotides. The record is from RefSeq and is a predicted model, not a curated record. NCBI's taxonomy places the organism in Eukaryota, Fungi, Ascomycota, Sordariomycetes, Glomerellales, Glomerellaceae.